AUGUCCAUCCCUUUGUUGCCCCCGACGCCAGGCAUCGUUUUCCCUCCACCUCCGCCGCGCCCGCCGCCUCCGCCAUGGUGCCCACCACCACCGGCGCCACGGCCUGCUCAUCAUAGAAGCUCGAGUUCUGCGGGCGGGGCCAUCGCAGGCAUCAGCAUCGCCGUCGGGGUCCUCCUUUUUGUGGUCUCCUGCGUAUGCAGCCUCAUCCGGGGGCAGCGUCGCCAGGGCGGCGCCGACGCGGCCGCCGAUCAUCAGCCGCCCCACGGCGGGCAGCAGGCGCGCGCCCGCGGCGGCGCGCUACCACCAGAGGGCGAGCCGCAGCGCGCCAGCGCGACUUCGGGCCUCCCGUCGUUCACGUACAACCGGUCGGUGAAGCACAACGUGACGGGUGGCGGCGCCGGCGAGGAGGCGGCGACGUGCUCGGUGUGCCUUGGCGCGUUCCAGGUCGGGGAGACGGUGCGGCUGCUGCCGGUGUGCCUGCACCUGUACCACGUCGAGUGCAUCGAUCUGUGGCUGGAGGCGCACUCCUCGUGCCCGAUCUGCCGGGCAGGCCUGGAGCCGGCAGUGGACGGCGGCAUGCUGCCGCCGGUUUAA
Messenger RNA from Panicum virgatum (switchgrass), 594 nucleotides. RefSeq names its product E3 ubiquitin-protein ligase Os04g0590900-like. Bases 1 to 594 code for a protein of 197 amino acids. The record is from RefSeq and is a predicted model, not a curated record. Lineage: Eukaryota; Viridiplantae; Streptophyta; Magnoliopsida; Poales; Poaceae. The transcript has a single exon.